Nelumbo nucifera (sacred lotus) is the source of this 3710-nucleotide messenger RNA. Its product is annotated as proline-rich receptor-like protein kinase PERK13. Gene Ontology annotation, biological process: protein phosphorylation. Gene Ontology annotation, molecular function: ATP binding; protein kinase activity. Lineage: Eukaryota; Viridiplantae; Streptophyta; Magnoliopsida; Proteales; Nelumbonaceae. The record is from RefSeq and is a predicted model, not a curated record.
AACUCAUAAAAGCGCGAAAUUGGACGGUCCGAUGGUAAUACAAAGCUUACUGGAUGCAUCGAAAGUACCUAGGAUAUUAUACACCCCGCGCUCUACAGACGAGUGAUCAAUUUAGAGUUUCCGAGAAUUCAGGACGAGGUAUUAGAAAAAAGAACGAGCAGUCGUUAGAGUUUCAGAGCACCAUAGCUAGAUUUAGAAAUGGAGGAUAGAAGAGAAUUCUUAGGGUUGUUAGCGAGAACAGAGAAACAGAUCUGGAGGUUCCGCCAGAUUUGGAGCCAAAAUUCCGAGUGGUUCUUUCUGAGUUCGUUGUGUCUCAGACAAAUUGCUGUUCUGUCGGGAAUUUCAGAAAAUCUUAUCCUGAGUGUCGUUAAUGGCGGACCACAUAAUGCAGAUAUAAGCAGUGUUGCAAUUUUCAUGUUUUCCUCCCCCUUCCAUCCAGUGCUGUUGUAAAGAAAUAUUGAGAUAUUCAUAGAGAUUAAGAACUAUAAGACGAGGGAAGACUGAGGAAAUUGUGAAAAAAGAAAUACUAAGAAAGUGGGGAGGUUAAGAAGGAUGAUGACAGACUUAGAAGAACCCCCGGGUUCUUCACAUGAUUCUCCUACUAGUUCUGAUGCUCAAGAGCCACCACCAGCAGAGCCUCCUCCUACUUCACCAACGGGGUCAUCACCACCCACUGAGGGACAAAAUUCUUCCCCACCCCAAUCAUCGAAAACCACUCCACCAAAUGAUUCUUCUUCGUUUUCCUCACCUCCAUCAAAUUCACGACCUUCACCACCUUCUCCAAAUUCUUCGCCACCGCCAUAUUCAAGAUCUUCACCACCUACUCCGCCAAAAUAUUCUGGCUCUUCAGAACCUUCACCCCCAUCAGGUUCAGGGUCUUCAAAGCCCCCACCACCAUCAAAUGCAAACUCUUCACAAGAACAAGGUACUAAAUCUCCAGCACUAUCACCACCAGCAGCAGCAGAUUCCGACAUUGUUCAUCCUCCUCCAGCUGCUCCUAAUAAGCCACCUCCUUCCAUCAUUCCUUCUCCAAAAAACCCUUCUCUUUCUCCACCUAAUUCUCCUGAAUCUAUUCCAGCUCCAGAAGUAUCUAAUUCUUUUCCUCCCCCAAUUGCUGGAAGUCCAGGAUUGACAACACCGGCACAAACUGUCUCCCCUCCCCUGCCUAAAAGUCCUCUCAGUGUCAUCCCAUCUCCUCAAGUUCCUGGCUCAUCACCAGCAAUUCCAACCCCUAAUAUUGUUCCCUCCAAUGAGGCCAAUCAUGCAACUCCGUCUACAUCAACUCCAACAUCUCAAACAUCAAAUAAUGUCCCAAAGAUAACCCCUCCUUCUAGACCUUCAGAUUUUGGUUCUUCCAUCUCAUCCAGCAUUUCGUCAAAAUCAACUGAAUUUCCUGGAAGUGUGCUUAUUAUUGGUAUAACAUUAGCAGGAGUGGUAAUGAUUUUCUUGGUCGCUUUCCUCCUUGUGAUGGCAAGAAAGAGAAAGGCAAAAGUAGAAGCCUUUGCGGAUCAGAACAGACCUAAACCCAAUAGCUUCCCAGCCCAGCCAGGUCCCCCACCUGCUGCUACUGUAAAUGAUAAUGAAAACUAUUGUGGAUGCUAUUCUCCGGCUCCAGAACCAGGCAUCAUUGAUGGUGCUAAGUUGCGGUUCAGCUACAAAGAGUUGAUGGAAAUAACAAAUGGAUUUUCUCAGGAGAAUAUAAUUGGGGAGGGUGGGUUUGGAUGUGUUUAUAAGGGUUCGUUGUCAGAUGGGAGAGUAGUGGCAGUGAAGCAGCUCAAGGCCGGUAGUGGACAGGGGGAAAGGGAAUUCCGAGCUGAAGUCGAGAUCAUUAGCCGUGUUCACCAUAGGCAUUUGGUUUCUUUGGUAGGAUACUGCAUUGCUGAGCAUCAUAGAUUGCUUGUUUAUGAAUUUGUCCCAAAUAAAACUCUUGAACAUCAUCUGCACAAGAAAGAAAUUCCUGUAACAGAUUGGUCAAAGAGAGUAAAAAUUGCUAUUGGUUCUGCUCGUGGGUUGGCAUAUCUUCAUGAAGACUGUCAUCCAAAGAUUAUCCACAGGGACAUCAAGUCAGCAAAUAUUCUGCUGGAUGAUAAUUUUGAAGCUAAGGUCGCAGACUUUGGGCUUGCCAAAUUAACAAAUGAUAGUAGCACCCAUGUAUCGACUCGUGUUAUGGGGACAUUUGGGUACUUGGCUCCAGAAUAUGCAUCCAGUGGAAAGUUGACUGAUAGAUCUGAUGUGUUCUCAUUUGGAGUUGUACUUCUGGAGCUUGUGACAGGACGUAAACCUAUUGAUCGAACUCAACCUUUGGGGAAUGAGAGUUUAGUUGAAUGGGCUAGGCCACUCUUAGUCCGAGCUCUUGAGACUGGCAACUUUGAUGAAAUAGUAGAUCCAAGGCUUGAGAAAAGAUAUGUAGAGAGUGAGAUGCUUAGAAUGGUUGAGGCAGCUGCUGCUUGUGUUCGACAUUCUGCUCCAAAGCGACCCCGCAUGAUCCAGGUGGUAAGAGCAUUGGAUAGUAAUGGUGAUGUGCCAGACCUCACGAAUGGUGUGAAAUUCGGCCAGAGCACUAUCCUUGAAUCUGGUCAGUGCUCAGAACUUCAGAGAUUCCACAUGAUGGCAUUUGGUGGUAGUGUUGAUAGCUCUGAAUAUGACAUGUACAGCGCAGAGCACAACUCUAGUGAGGUACCUCGUAGACCUCCAGAUUCCCAUAGACCUGAAAAUGGUUCAAUUUGUAUAUUCCAUAUUCACGUUGAGUUGAGGAGUCCAUGUCCUCGAGGAUACAUAAACGAGAGCUGUUAUGCUGCAAAUACUGUUGCAUAAAGGACGGACUUUCUUGAAGCCAGAAUCUGAAAACAGUGCUUUGUCUCUGCGGGGAAAAUCACAACAACUAACUGCUCUAUUUUUUACUCGUCUGGUGGGUGUGUUCGAUUCAUGGUUGCGUUCGUGUUUCGUCUGGUUCAUGAGCAUGCCAUGCCAGAACCAGCAAUACAUGGUCCUUGAACUGUCUAAACAGAGCACAGCUUUUUGUAGCUUUCUCAACUAGGCAACAUGGUCCACUGAUGUAUAUGAGAUGAUAUACACAUGAAUACCAGAAUUACUAAUAUAAUAUACCAUGGUUCAUAAAAUGAACAUGCACAGAACAACCUCUUUUGCAUUUUUUUUUUUCCGUUCAAAAACAGAACACACCCUUUUUCAGAACCAUGAACCUAACACACCAGUGUCUUUCUUUCUUGCUUUUCUUUCCUUGGCACACUGCCUUUCCCUUUUCCAUGUAAGUUUGGAACUUCUCUUUUGUUCCCAUCUAGUUGGCAGAGAUUCUUUUCAUUUUUAAACUUUCUCGAAGGUGUGCAUUUUUCGUUGUUACAGUCAGUGAUUUUAAUUCAUUAGUACUCAACUGAAUUCCUACAUCCCUGCAAGUUGUUUUUAUGACAUUGAACAGUUUUCAUUUUGGGAAGAGAUAAAAGGAGGCAACGAGAAGGCAAGGCACGUGGAACUACAUCAAGGGUUUGAGCUAUUUUUUCCUGUGUUGAUUUUCACCUUAAACAAAGAAACAAAAAAGUUGUGAAGAGUAUUGCUAGUGUCAAAUGUCAAUGAAGAAAGCGAGGUCCAAGGGGGACUUCCGAACUUGAUCUUAAUCUUAAAGGAAAACUUUAUCUCAACUUUCGGUUACUCUCUUGAUUUUUGAUAUAAUACCAAAGACAGCCGUGAUGCCAGUA